Eremothecium gossypii ATCC 10895 is the source of this 2781-nucleotide messenger RNA. RefSeq names its product Ist2p (gene IST2). The transcript has a single exon. Bases 1 to 2781 code for a protein of 926 amino acids. Gene Ontology annotation, molecular function: chloride channel activity. The record is from RefSeq and is marked provisional. Gene Ontology annotation, cellular component: cortical endoplasmic reticulum. Lineage: Eukaryota; Fungi; Ascomycota; Saccharomycetes; Saccharomycetales; Saccharomycetaceae. Gene Ontology annotation, biological process: chloride transmembrane transport.
AUGUCAGAACUAGCUGAGUUAGAUCCUAACUUUGUGAUCAAUGCCCCAGCCGAGCGACGGGCGCUGGAGAAGCUGAUGGAGCGGCUGGACAAGCUUGGGGUGGCGUCCCGGGUUCGGCCGGGGACCAGCAGCAACAGCGUGUACGUGUUUGUGCGGGACAGCAGCGGGCAGUUGGUACCGGAGCUGAAGGGGAUGGCGGUGGAAGAGAUCAUUCCAUUGUAUGGAGGGGAGCAGCGGAAACGGCUCGAGCACCUUGCGAAGGAGAUGAUGUAUCGGCGCUUAUUUCCGUCCACCGGGGACUUGACGGAGCUCGCUACACUGACGCGGAACCCGGAGAUGGCUCUUUACUUUGCGUUCCAAAAAACGUACACCCUGUGGCUUUUGCCUCUGGCUGCGGUCGGGGCUGCGUUCCGGUUCUUCGCGAAGGCGACGCCAUGGGAGUUCAAUAUGUUUUACGCAAUUGCACUGCUGGUAUGGGGUAUGGCCUUCGCCACGUUUUGGAACCACAGUACGGAGCGUUGGUACUCAGAAAAGCUAGGGUUCAAAAACAUUGUUCCUCUGAGUGAACCGAAGUCGGUUGUCAUGAAGAAGUUAUGUUUCACCCCAAUUGCCAUUACCUUCAUGGUGUGUAUGGUUUGCUUUCAAUUUGUCUGCUUUAUGCUGGAGAUCUACAUCACUCAGAUAUACAAUGGUCCGCUCGGAUUUUUGCUGGCCUUGAUACCCACUGUCUUAUUGUCGGCCUACGUUCCGGUUCUGACGGCCGUCUACAACGUUUUUGUCAACAAAUUGGUUAAAUGGGAGAACGCUGCGAACCCUGAGCGUUCGAGAGUAGAAAAGAACUAUGCCCUUUCGUUUUUGACGAGCUACGUUCCACUGUUGAUAACGUUGUUUGUAUACUUGCCCAUGGGACACAUGCUGAAUCCGCAGAUGAAUCUAAUUGCCAAAUACUCACAACGUUACGGCAUUCCAGUAAUUGGUAGACAUUUUAUGAUCAACACGGAACGUUACAGGACACAGUUUUUCUACUUCACCGUUACAAACCAACUCGUGGCUAUGGCUGUCGACAAUAUUCUGCCAAUUGUAAUGGGAGUAAUCCUUCCGCGCAUCAAGGGACAUACAAAGUCGGAUUCCGAGCUUAACAGAGCGCGUGCUCUGACGGCAGAGCAGUAUCCUAAAGAUAUCGAAUUGGUGGAGCAUGUCAGGACAUGCAUGCUUGGGCCAUGGGGUCCCUUCAAGCUCCAUGACAACGUUUCGAAGUUGGUGAUCCAGUUUGGCUAUGUCGUGAUGUUUUCGACCAUAUGGCCAUUGGCUCCUCUAAUAUGUGUUAUAUUUAACAUUGUCAUUUCCAAGUUUGAUAUAUGGCGCGCUUUAAAGAAACACACACCUUCUUCGAACCCGAACACUUACAAGUCCAAAAACCUUGGUCUUGCAUUAACCUCCCUUUCUCCUUGGAACCCCAUCCUUGAAUUUACAGUGUGGGUCGCUUCUGUUGUAUCUCCAGCCUUAAUUAUAAUGUACAGACACUCCAAUCUUCCAGGAUUUGCAAGACCGCUUGAGAAACAUAGUACCUGGUUCAUCCAUUCGCCUAUUCGCUAUGACUGGAAGUUAAUUUUCAUUUAUGUUGCGGUAGCAGAGCACCUGGGAUUGUUGCUACAUUUUGUCUUAUCGAAGAUAGCUGGUGCCCCUGCUUCCAAUGAUUCUGAUGUUAGCCCCAGUUUGCUAAAGCGAGAGCUAGCUACGGCGAACAAACAUUUUGACAAUUCAGCAGCUAUCCCCGAGGCAGAAGAUAUUACUCAAAGAAUCAAAUCUAACUAUACGACCAAGAGAGAAAUAUCUCAAGAAUAUGCUACAAGGGCCUCUGGAGUUGAUGAUACGAGGACUUCUGUCCGCAAUUUUGAAGAAGAACAAGCCCCACGCAUUGUGACUACCACUGAACAUAAUAUUUCUCACAGAAAACAGGCGAUGCCGGCUGCCAUAGCUCAAGUUGCGCCAAAAACAGCUGCUCCAGUACAUGAGCGGUCCACAUUUGACAGAAAGCCAUCCUGUAGCAGCUUAGGCUCAUCGGGUUCGUUGUAUUCAUCCGUUGCUGGCGCUACCCUUCCUCAUAAGAUUCCUACAUCCAAGAAUUACGAUGAAAGGCAAGGGUAUCCGACUCCUACUCAGUCUAAUAGUAUGACCUCCACCAAGAUAUCCAUAGGUAAUGGCGAUCACAGUCACAGUGCUCAUUCCAGAAAUGGUGGUGCUAUACCGGGUUCUGCAUAUACGCAACAACCAACUAUAGUAACGAAUGGAAGUGGUGAACACUAUGAAGGUAACGGUAUUUCUACACGCGUCCCUCAGACAGUUAUUGUUAGUGAAACACAAAAUGGUAAUGGGAAUGGAGGUAGCCGUCAUUAUCCAGCCCAGGAAAUAGUUAUUGAUCGCAUUAUCGUUGCAGCUCCAGAGGACCUUGAAGCCAGUAACGUAGUGGUUGCACCACCUAAUGACACGCAGUUUGUCAACGACAAGGCGUUGGAACUCCCCGUAUUGAAGGCACCGCCCCCACCUGAGGAAGAUGACUACAUCAUUGCCCCUCACUUAAAAACACCUCCAGGCGAUAUGAGAAGUGCUUCACUUCCGUCUAGUAAGCAAUCAGUCGUUCAAAGGAGAAAAUCAAGUUCGAGAAAAACGCUCUCAAUACUAAUGAGAGCUACGACCGGGAAAGAUGGUUCUUCUUCUGAGCAUAAACACAAACACAAAGUGAAAAAUACCUUGAAUUUGCUGAAAAAGAGAUUUGAUUGA